This is a messenger RNA of Dryobates pubescens (Downy woodpecker), 1661 nucleotides long. It is a transcript of the gene PRR7, whose product is annotated as proline rich 7, synaptic. The record is from RefSeq and is a predicted model, not a curated record. NCBI's taxonomy places the organism in Eukaryota, Metazoa, Chordata, Aves, Piciformes, Picidae. The transcript is spliced from 2 exons. The coding region runs from base 545 to 1351 and encodes 268 amino acids.
GCGGCGCGCGGUGACGGCGCGGGAGCGCUCACCGGAGACAAAGGCAGCGCCGGGAGGCGGCGGCGGCGCCGCGCACCGGGCGCGCACCGGGCCCCCUUCCCUUCUCCCUUCCCCCCACCCCCGCCCUGUCCCCCCUCCCCACCGAUGCCCUAUGGAGCCGCCGCCGCCUGCCGCCUGAGCCACGUGCGCCGCCGGGCCCCCUCCCCAACGACCCUCUCCCAGCGAUGGGCAGUGGGACCCCACCGGCCCCAUCCCCCCGCCGCCCACCCCACCGGCCCCCUGCCCCACCACCCACCCAGCGCACCCAGGCCUGACCCUCCUGCUCCAGCCCCCCACAGUUCCAUGGCGAGGAUGGACCCCUGACGGUGGGCACCCACGGGCCGAAGGAGACGCCGCCGCUGGGCACGGCACAAGGAGAUGCUCUCGGCAGCCCUGACAGCAUCGGGUGCUGCCCUGGCCCUGCCACCGCCGCCCUGAGCAUCCCGUCCCCUACCCCGAGGGCAGAGAGAGAGGCAGGGGCCUCCCCCCCGGGCCGGCAGCCAAGAUGGUGAUGUCCCAGGGCACCUACACCUUCCUCACCUGCUUCGCGGGCUUCUGGCUCAUCUGGGGGCUCAUCGUGCUGCUGUGCUGCUUCUGCAGCUACCUGCGGCGGCGGGUGAAGCGGCAGCAGGAAGAGCGGCUGCGGGAGCAGAGCCUGCGUGCGCUGGAGCUGGAGCCGCUGCACUACGAGGGUUACGGGGGCAGCCCCCCCGGCAUCGCCAUUCCCCACCGCCUCCGCCUUGAGCCCCACCAUCAUCACCCUCACCACAUCCCACCCCCCCGGCCCUGGAGCUGUCGGCACGGUAAGGAGCAGGGAGGGGUUCUCGGUGUCCCCGGAUGGGAUUUUUUGGGGAGGAAAUGGUGCGAGAGCCGGGGAGCAGCACUAACGGCAGCAGGGGUCCGGGGGGGGCUUUGCCUUGCAGAGUCAGACUUGUCAAAGCCGCCGUGUUACGAGGAAGCCCUUCUGAUGGCGGAGCCCCCACCGCCGUACAGCGAGGUGCUGAUGGACACACGGGGGCUCUACCGCAAAAUCAAUGCCCCUUUCCUGAGCCACGAGCGGCUGGAGAAGCAGGAGCAGCCCCCCAGCUACAAACCCCUUUUCCUGGACGCCAGUUACGGUUCGGCACUGCACCUGCCCCGCUCGGCCAGCCCCGGCCACGCCUGCCCGGACCUCUACCUGCAGGCAGAGUGCUCCCCCCGCAUGUUUCCCAGCUGGACGGACUCGGAGCUCAGCAGCAGGGACACCUACGAGCCGGGACCCUGGCACCUCCCAGUCUCCAUGCCCCUCUUCGGCAGGACUACCGCUGUCUAACAGAUGCCUCGGGGGAUCCCCGGACCUUGCCAUGGGUACCUCUCCGGCACUAAGGGGUUGGUUUUGGCUGCCCGCAUCACCCCGGGGACACCAGCCCUGGCAUGGGCCAUCGCUGCCGGCGUGGAAGGGGCUGGUUCCCCAUCUGGCCCCUGCCAGCCUCCCCAUGGCUGGGGGCCCCCCCAUGACUGGGGGCGCUGGGGACCUGGACUCUACUCUGUUUCUUAAAUUUUUUGUUUGUUACAGUUUGAGAAUAAAAGUUUGUGGCUCGGGUUCGCCUCCCGGCGGGCUGGCAUCAUGAAACCCCCGCGGG